UUGAACAAUUCGAUUAUGUUCUUAACAAGAAGUGAGUACGAUCGUGGUGUCAAUACAUUCUCACCAGAAGGACGUCUUUUCCAAGUUGAAUACGCUAUUGAAGCUGUUAAGCUUGGAUCAACCAGUAUAGGCAUACGUACAAACGAGGGUGUCGUGUUGGCGGCUGAAAAACGUGCCACAUCGAAGCUGAUGGUAAACGAUGCCAUCGAGAAGAUCUCGAAAGUUGACUCACACGUCGCCGUCACCUUUGCGGGUUUGAUUGCCGAUUCACGAACGUUGGUGGAACGUGCGCAAAUCGAAGCGCAAAACUUUUGGUUCACUUAUAAUCGUAAAAUUCGUGUGGAAGAUGUCACAAUGUCAGUGGCGAAUUUAGCGUUACAGUUCGGUGAUGACGAUGUUAAAGCUUCGAUGUCUCGUCCAUUCGGUGUAGCAAUGCUUUUUGCUGGUGUUGAUCAAGAAGGACCUAAACUAUUCCAUCUGGAUCCAUCUGGGACGUUUAUCGAUUGUUUAGCGAAGUCGAUUGGGGCAGCUUCAGAUGGUGCUGAACAAAACUUGAAGGAGCAGUAUCACGAAUCAACAACGUUAGUUGAAGCCGAGAAGAUAGCUCUGUCGAUUCUGAAGCAAGUUAUGGAAGAGAAAUUGACUAGUUCGAAUGUUGAAAUCGUUACGAUCACACCAACCACUGAUCAAAACGGUCGUAAGACGGGCAAAUUUGACCGAUUAACAAAAGAGCAAUUGGAUGUACUUGUUGCGGAUUUGUGA
Anisakis simplex (herring worm) is the source of this 762-nucleotide messenger RNA. NCBI's taxonomy places the organism in Eukaryota, Metazoa, Nematoda, Chromadorea, Rhabditida, Anisakidae. The record is from the annotation of a GenBank genome assembly.